UGUGUAACAUCUAACCGGUCCCCCCCCGUCUGUUCACACUGAAACUGGAAGCUGUGCGGGAUUGUGGGGAGUACACACACCAAACUACUUCCAAGAUGUCUGACAUGGAGGAUGACUUUAUGUGCGAUGAUGAGGAAGACUAUGACUUGGAAUACUCUGAAGACAGCAACUCUGAGCCAAAUGUAGAUUUGGAAAAUCAGUACUACAAUUCCAAAGCAUUGAAAGAGGAUGAUCCUAAAGCAGCACUCAGUAGCUUCCAGAAGGUAUUGGAACUGGAAGGUGAAAAGGGUGAAUGGGGAUUCAAAGCACUCAAGCAGAUGAUUAAAAUCAACUUUAAGCUGGGUAACUAUCCAGAAAUGAUGAACAGAUAUAAGCAGCUGCUAACAUACAUCCGGAGUGCAGUUACAAGAAAUUAUUCAGAAAAAUCAAUCAACUCCAUCCUUGAUUAUAUAUCUACUUCUAAGCAGCAGCAGAAGUCGAUGAAGAGGCAGGUUAGCAGCGGGGAAAUCGCAGAAACGGACCUGAAAGCUUGCUUUGGCGGGGAAGCUGAAUCUAAGAUGGACUUAUUGCAAGAGUUUUAUGAAACUACCCUUGAAGCUUUAAAAGACGCAAAAAAUGACCGAUUAUGGUUUAAGACGAACACAAAGCUUGGCAAGUUAUAUUUGGAAAGAGAAGAGUUUGGAAAGUUACAGAAAAUAUUACGUCAGCUCCACCAGUCAUGCCAGACUGAUGAUGGUGAGGAUGAUUUGAAGAAAGGGACACAACUUUUAGAAAUUUAUGCUCUGGAGAUCCAAAUGUAUACUGCACAAAAGAAUAAUAAGAAAUUAAAAGCACUAUAUGAGCAGUCCUUGCACAUCAAAUCUGCCAUUCCUCAUCCACUUAUCAUGGGUGUCAUCAGAGAAUGUGGAGGUAAGAUGCAUUUAAGAGAAGGAGAGUUUGAAAAGGCCCACACUGACUUCUUCGAAGCAUUCAAGAAUUAUGAUGAAUCAGGAAGCCCCAGGCGUACCACUUGCCUAAAAUAUUUGGUUUUGGCUAACAUGCUGAUGAAGUCAGGAAUUAAUCCCUUUGAUUCUCAGGAGGCCAAACCCUACAAAAAUGAUCCAGAGAUUCUUGCAAUGACAAAUUUAGUAAGUGCCUAUCAAAAUAAUGACAUCACUGAAUUUGAGAAGAUUCUGAAAACCAAUCACAGUAACAUCAUGGAUGACCCCUUUAUAAGAGAACACAUAGAAGAACUAUUGAGGAACAUCAGAACCCAAGUCUUGAUAAAAUUAAUAAAGCCUUACACUAGAAUACAUAUACCAUUUAUUUCAAAGGAGUUGAACAUAGAUGUAGCUGAUGUAGAGAGCUUGUUGGUGCAGUGCAUACUGGACAACACUAUUCAUGGGCGGAUUGAUCAAGUCAACCAACUUCUUGAAUUAGAUCAUCAGAAGAGAGGUGGAGCCCGAUAUACUGCAUUAGAUAAAUGGACCAAUCAGCUUAAUACACUCAACCAAGCAGUUGUCAGUAAAUUGGCUUGAUUCAAUUUAAGCUUCUACAGUAAUACAAUAUGGAAAAGAUGCAGUGAUGUAAACCUUAAAAACUGAGAAUGGCUGAAGUGUUGCCGUUGGUUGGCCCUGAAAACUACCAGAGCAAUGGCAGAAGUGCUUUUUGAUGAACUGGUUCGUGUUUUGUUGCUGCAUUUGUCCCAAGACCACAGCUUUAAUCUGAAGAAAACCAAACUGCUGCAGGAUUUAUGGUGUAUUGACAUUGUGUCCUCCAUCAUAAGGGAAUUGACCGUCAGAGAGCUGUUUGUGUCAUAAUUUAAAAACACAGACUCUUCACUUUGACAUCUAAGUAUUUUAUCAGUUAAAAAAAAACUCACUGAAAUGUUAAACAAAACUUGCAAUAAUUUGAUAUGCGUACUGGUUUUUGAAGAUGCAUUCUUUCAUGUAUGAUUUGGCAUGUUUGCGUCUUUCUGCAAAAUGUCACGUCAACUUCCAAGUUAUGUGGCCCAUGAGUUUUCUGUACCUGCAGUGUAGUAAAAAUUAAGACAGGAACCUUCUUCUGUGGCAUACUGUCACAUCAGGUUUAAAGCAGCAAAAUAAAAUACAGCUCGGAAAUGGGAAAUGCUGUAAUUUUGGAGUGCUUCCAUUUGUUUUUUUUUCCUCAACAAUUCAUAUGAAAACCAUGCACAUAUUCCAUUUCUUUGGCCCCAGUAGAUCCACAUAUAUUGUGAAGUAGAGCAUUUAUUCAGACAAGGCAGGAAUAUGUUUCUCAACAAAAAAAACCUUAAAUUUUUGUCCAGUUCCCAAUUAGUAUAUGAGCUAAUCAAAGUACUUAUAACUGAAAGCACAUCAUUGAGUAGUUUAUAUUCUGACAAUACAUGUCUUGUGGGAUUUGUGUGCAUUCAACCUGUGCAAAGCUUUAAUUGGCUGAAGCUGUUUGACUGCAAUUAUUCUUGAGGGUGCUGCCUGGAUGAAUAGUCAAAAUACAGCACUUUGAUUUUGGACAUUAAGACUCGCUUUGUUUUUUUCUUAAUAUGUCUUUUACUGAUAAAUCAAAAAAUAAACUAAUUAUCACAAUCAUUCAGUACUCAACAUAUUGUUACCCGAGUUGGGAUGGACAAAUCUUAAGUUCUUCUGUGUUCUGCCCAUUUAUUUCCUGGUUAUUUGUCUUGGAUGAAGAAUAACCUUAAUUUUAUAAUAUUCACAUUUGAGGCAUUCAUUUUUUAUAUUUUUUCUAAACAUUUCAUUAUUUCCAUUGCAUGCUAUAACCUAUUUAAAAUAAGGUGUCCUUUUCUGAGGCAAAGUUUUAACUUAUCUUGAACUGUGCUAAGCAUGAUGUAUGCUACUGUUAAUUUUGGUUAUGAAAUUGGCAUUCCUGUUCUAAUUAAUUUAACGGAAGAUAAAUGUACAUGAUUACAGAUUCAGAUAGUUUAUAUAUGAUGUGCUAAGUUGCAAAUGAAUUUAUGAUACAUAAUGUAUUUCAUAACAUGCUUGAGAGAACUUUCUAUAAAGACACCAGACUGUUGACCUGGAAUGAUCUGAGCUUCCCGGGUCUUGGAACACUACAUUUAUAUUUUGUAUUUAAAAUCUUUAAUUUAUCGUUUACAACCAAAAGGAAUAUGCCCAAGCUGAAAGUUUUUUUCUAGUAUUUUCAGCAACAUUAAAAUUUAUAAUUUUACAUUGAAUGUUUAGCUUUGCAUUAAUAGUUCUGCAGCUAUUUUUUUUAAUAUAUAUGUAUAGGUGUUGUGCUAUGGGCUUGAGCAUGAGGACUUUAAUUUCCAAAGGAUUGAUUUCCAUUUAAAAAAGAAUGGAUUUAAUUUAAUCAAAACCACACAAGUGGUUUUGGUAUUGUUUGCCUUUUUACAAGUUUUGCUUCCUUUAAGUGGAAAUUCCUAUACAAAAUGGAAACUUGGUAGAAGCAAUGAUUUUUAAAACUACAGCAUCAGGUAACUUUUAAAGUAGAAGUGAUAGACAUGCAAAUAUGGAACUGACCAAUCAACUGCAUGUCUAUUCCAGAAGAAAGACUGCAGUGAUCAGUCCUGCCAUCAGAGUCAGUUCUCUUACUUAUCAAGAAUACCUCAAGACUUGUGUAAAAUAAUCCUCCCCUGCAGUCAGACCGGAAGAUAUGAUUAAUCUAAAACUUGAUAUAAUCCAGUCAUGCUAGCACAUAAAUUAUAACAUUUGUCUAACAAUAAUUUCAUUUUAUUAUUUACUGAAAAAAAUGGGUUUGAGGUAUAUGACUAGAAAGUAGUGAAAUCAUAGAUGCUUUAACUACAAGUUACCCCUUUAUUUUUAGGAUAUGCUGUGCACAUGGCAUAUACACUCAGUAGCCACUUUAUUGGGUACACCGAUCUGGUUGAUAUAAAUAUCAAAUCAGCCAAUUAUGUGAUAGAAACUCGAUGCAUAAAAUAAUGCAGACGUGAUUCAGUUGUUUAGACUAAACAUUAGAAUGGGGAAGAAAUAUGAUCUAAGUGACUUUGACCACGAAAUGAGUGUUGGUGCCAGACAGGUAUAUCAGGAACAGCUGAUCUGGGAUUUUUCUCUCGAGUUUACACUCCAGUGAGCAGCAGUUCUGCGGGCAAAAUCACUUUUUGUUAAUGAGCGGUCAAGUUGAAUAGCCAGAUUGGUUCAAGCUGACGGAAAGGUGACAGUAACUCAGAUGACCUCGUUUUACAACAGUGGUGUGCAGAAGAGCGUCUCUGAAUGUACAUGUCGAACCUUGAAGUAGAUUGGCUACAGCAGCAGAAGGAGGUAUCUAAUAAAGUGGCUACUGAGUGGUUUGUAAUUAAGUUAUAGUACUGCAAAAUGCUUCCUUUCUACAGUUGAAAUACAUGGUAUUUCUGACAUUUUUAAUUAUCAUGUACACAAGCAAGAUGAAUUAAUUGUGGUCCUGAGUUUGUAAUAGUCUUGUGGACAUGAACUUGUUCGAUGUUUUUAUUAUUUAUGAUUAGAUGUAACAUCUGUCCCUUUAUCAGUCAAAUUCUUAAAAUACUAAGGUAAAACAUUCAGGUUUAUCUACUGUACAAUUGACAAUACUAAAGAGCUCUUGAUACUCAAUUCAAAGAAGGCUGCACUAUUUCAGACUACUGUAACUUGCUGUUUUUCUCUCACUAUUUGCAAUCAUGUUUUUUUUCCAUUGCAUAGUUACUUCAAAAUAUUUUGUGUAUCAUUCAAAAGGUUUCAUACAUUGAAUGAAACCUACUUACACCCAUUGUUGAUGUCAUGUUAGCACUUAGCAAUGAAUGGACUUUAAAAGGCUAUAAAGCCAGAAGAUGGAUCAAGAAUUCUGGAAGUGAGAGAAAGGAUCCAGUGUCUAGAGUUUAAAAAACGGGAAAAUAAUAUUGCUUGAAUAUGGUACCAGAGCACUCUCUUCUGGCAAGGUAGUAUAUUGCAUGAAGAAAACCAAAUUAUUCUCUUGUAUCUACUGCACUAUUUGUAUUUUGCAUUUUCCAUGAAGGUGCAUUAAUGACUAUCAUUAAUUUGCAUUUAGGUUAGAGUAAAAUUAAACUUUGUAAAGAUUAUAAUUAAGACAAAAGACAAGUAGCAUCAGUACUGUUUGCCAGAAUAAGAAACGAGGUACCUAAACAUCGAGCAGAAACUACUUCAAAAACCACUGUGAUUCAUUAUAAAUCAUAAAGAGCAAUAUUAAUCCUCUUAAUCACAUUGAUCAAGACUUCAACUAAUAUCUGUGACUACAAUUAUCAGCAGUAAAUGCUGGUUCUGUGUAGUAAUAAUCUAUAAAUUGUGUAAAUUGUCUAUAUCCAACCUCGCAUCAGAUGACACUCUCCUCAGAAAAACUUGUCUGCAUUUCACAAUGGCAGUUUGAGUUGCUGACUGAUCAAUAUUUGCAGCUCUGUUUCAUUAAAUGCCUGAACUUUGGCCCUAGUUGGAUGCAGGAACCUAUACCACAUUUGUGCGGCUUUAACCAGAGAUCUUGUUCAUCAGUUUCUGAUGGGCUGUGAACAUAAUUCAAUUUUAAGAAUACAUUGCUCUAUUGCAGAUGAUGACCAUAUAAUUUGCACAGAAGGGUGUUUUCGACAAGUCAAGGGAAUAACAUAAGCAGAGGAUUAGAUGAUAUUUUAACUAAAGGAGAGGGUGAUAAAGUUUGUGCAAUAAUGGCAAGAGCCACUGAAUCAGUUGCAUAUAGAACACAGAAAUAGACCUUUUCAACCACCCGUUUACAUAUUAAUCCAAUUUCUAUUCUCUCUUCCUCCCCUCACCCACAUAUAUAUGCGCGCGCACACUCGUCAACCUGUCAUUUGCUCACAAGGGCCAAUUUAUAGUGAUUUAAUGACCAGUGAAACCCCACAGGAUCACAGGAAGAAUGUACCAAAGUUCACACACAACUUCACCCAAGAUCAAGAUUAAACUUGGGUCUCUGGUGCUCUGAGGUUCAGCCUCAUUCAAACUGCCAUAAUGAUGAUAGCACCUGCACUGGUCUGAAAGAAGACUGCUGAGAAAGAUGCAGCAAUGUGGUAUCUGCUAGUUUUGGGGAACUUCUGGCACUGAUUUU
Mobula hypostoma (lesser devil ray) is the source of this 5997-nucleotide messenger RNA. RefSeq names its product COP9 signalosome subunit 2 (gene cops2). The record is from RefSeq and is a predicted model, not a curated record. Gene Ontology annotation, cellular component: COP9 signalosome. Gene Ontology annotation, biological process: protein deneddylation. Gene Ontology annotation, molecular function: protein binding. Bases 96 to 1517 code for a protein of 473 amino acids. NCBI's taxonomy places the organism in Eukaryota, Metazoa, Chordata, Chondrichthyes, Myliobatiformes, Myliobatidae. The transcript is spliced from 14 exons.